This is a messenger RNA of Nymphalis io (European peacock), 1719 nucleotides long. RefSeq names its product angiopoietin-related protein 4-like. The coding region runs from base 1 to 1542 and encodes 513 amino acids. The record is from RefSeq and is a predicted model, not a curated record. Lineage: Eukaryota; Metazoa; Arthropoda; Insecta; Lepidoptera; Nymphalidae. The transcript is spliced from 8 exons.
AUGUGGAAGACUGUAAUAUUAUUUCUUUGGCUUAACGGUGUUUCCUCUGCUAGGAAAGAACUGUCUUCAAAACGUGGCGAGAAUGAUGAUGAUGAAUUAGAAAACAUUUAUGUUAAGACCAAUUAUAACUAUAGCAGGCUGCCCACGACUACAGAACGUAUAACAAAACCUGAAGUGGUCGUGGAAAAAUUUGUAGAGACUUUGAUGGCCAGCGAAAGGUAUUUGAAAUUGAUAGAAACGGUCGAUGGUAAGUUAGUUCAUUUGGAGACAACGUUUCAAGAAAGGACAAAUACUAUACUGAAAUAUUUGACUGAAGUUUUGAGAGUUACGAAAACAUCUCCGGUGGAUGCCCUUCAGAGUUCUCUACAUUCACUUAAAAACGAUUUGGAUAAAUUAAAACAUGUGAUAUCACAGCCAAAAGAUGAAAGUCCUAAAUUACGAGUGGAGACAGACUGCCAUUUGGAGACAGCUUUAGAUAAUCGUCUUUCGUUUUUGGAAACACACAUGAAGUCAGUUGCAAGUAACGUGGAAGUUAUAUUGAAUGUGAUAUCCGAAGUCAAAAGUAGACAACGUUCCCGAAAUUUUAACGAUUCAGAUCAGUUUGGACGUACAGUGGAUCCUACCAAUUUAAUUACCGAGUUCCGACGAGUUUUACAAGAGCAAAAAUCUAAAAAAUGCGAUUGCAAAUUAGGCCGCGUAGACCGUUCAGAACGAUAUCCAACUGAUUGUCAGGAAAUUCAAGCCCAAGGGUUCAAUGUGACCGGUAUCUACAAGAUCAAACCUGAUGAUAUAGAACCCUUUUACGUUCUUUGUGAUCUGAGCUCCGCGGGUGGUGGGUGGACGGUAAUACAGAACCGAUUCGACGGGUCUCAAGAUUUUUACAAAAAUUGGAUAGAAUAUAAGCACGGAUUUGGAAAUCUUGCAGGCGAAUUCUGGCUCGGUUUGGAAAAGACGUUUUAUUUGACAAACCAGAAGUUGUACGAGUUGAGAGUAGAAAUGGAAGGGCAACAUGGACAGGAAGUGUCCGCUACAUAUUCGGUGUUUACGUUGGGGCCGGAAUACGAAGGAUAUCGUAUAAGCACACUUGGAACAUUUCGUGGCAAUGCCGGUGACUCACUUUCAUACCACGCGGGACAGAAAUUUUCAACAUACGACUCAGACAAUGAUGAAUGGAAGGACGGAUCGUGCGCCGUUGAGCACGGGGGAGCCUGGUGGUAUAAGGAAUGUGACAAAAGUAAUUUGAAUGGAAAAUACUUAAUAACUGCCGAUGAAAGCAAUGGACAGUCUAUUUACUGGGUAUCCUUCAACGGCCCCACAUCGCCUCUCUAUAAAACUCGGAUGAUGAUCAGGCCUCUGCCAGCAAGUCGACCGAUGGACCAUAACGAAAAACCACGGAGCAAUUUAGACGGGUCCAAAUCACAAAAUGACAAGAAACAUGUCCGCGCGAAGGACGCGCAGGGCUCGUACGACGCGACACGCGGGCGAAUACCUUACCGCUACGACGUAUUACACCCUGACGGAUUCUUCCCUAAUUAUACAUGAUGAAAUACAAAAUCAAUUAGUUUGAACAAUGCACAUUUGUCAUUUAUUAUUAAUUAUUUAGCUGUCUCUCGACGAUCCGUCAAGAUAUUUAUCUAUGAAAACAAUGUAAUAUCUAUAGAUUUUUGUGUUUAUAGUAGUUAUCAAUACUACACCAGUUUAUAUGACCUACCGGUUGUG